AAGAAUAUAUAGAUGGUAUCACCUCUACACUGAUGAUCCUGAUAUCCAGUUAAUAUAGUGGCACCUGCACUUGAAAAGGAUGCUGAAACAUUGAAGCAGAAAAAAGGCAGCACAAAAAUGAGUGAGAGAAUGGGGAAGGUAAUUUACAGUGAGAGGCUGAAGAAACGUGACCUGUUUUGUUUCCCAAGGAGAGGACAUCACAGAACUGUCUUUAAGGAAAAGGCAGAAGCCAUGAGUAUGAACUGAAUGACUCUGGUCAGAAAUGAAGAACACAUUUUUAAUCAGAAGGGUGAGAGCAGCCACUGGAACGACAUGCUAAGCCUUCAGCUCAUCAGGUCUUCACUCCAGACAGCAUUUCUGGCAUGCUCUGGCCAAAUACAAAACACUCUGCUCCUGCCAAAUCCAUCCUUGAAAGUCAUGUCAGCUUUAUCCCCAAACGACCAGGGGUUUUAUGAGCAACUGAUACUGGCUGGUUACCACACUAUUGACCCCUCCAUUCUUGUUUCCUCUGGCACCUGUACAUUCUUUGAGGUGCACCCCACAGCACCCCGUCCCGUGUCCAGUGGGCAGCCCGUGCUUGCACACUGCUGGUGACAGGACUGCUUCUGUCACUGCUUCUCCACAGACCGCUACUGAGGGGCAGACGCCAUGCCCGCUCCUCUCCAUGAACACCCGCACCCACUCGCUUUUCUCGUAACCCUUUAGGAAUCACCGAGGUCUCCAUCGAGAAGAGAAAACCCCUCGGGGUUUCUGCCGCCACCUCCCUCUUCUCCCCAGGACCGCCCCAGCCCCACGGCCAGACGAGCGCUGCCCGCUUCUGCCGGUGCCCGCCGCCGGGGCUGGGCAGGCGGGGACUGGUCGUGCCUGUCUCCUAUGGAAACCCCGGCGCCUCCAGCUCCGCCCUACGCGUGUCCGUGUGCCGGGGCGGGCGGGGGAGCAGCCCCGACCACCGCCCCGCCCCGCCAUGCCGCAGCCGUAGGCAGCCCGCGGCCGCAACCAGCCGUCGGCCUCCGCGGCCUCCGGGCGGCGCGGCGGCGGCGGGCCCUGCCCGAUGGGCAGCCUGCUGAGCGGGGUCAGCUUCAAGGAGCCCACCACGGUGGAGGACUGCGACUCCACCUGGGAGACCGACUCGGAGCCCGAGGCGGCGGAGCCCGGCGGGGAGCCGCGGCGGCAGGAGGGGGUGUGCACCACCGCGGGAGGCGGGGAAGAGCCGGCCGAGCUGCCCGCCGCAGACUGCCGGCCGCAGGACCCCCCACUGUCACCGUCCCCUGCUCCGGAGGAGGGCGAGCGGGCAGAGGCGGACGCCGCUAGCCCCGAGCAGAGUGGUGAUGGAACUGAGCUGACAGCCAAACCGAAGAGAAGCUUCUACGCAGCAAGAGAUUUAUACAAGUACCGACACCAGUAUCCACAGAACUUUAAAGAUCUUCGGUAUCAGAAUGAUUUGUGCAAUCUCCGCUUUUACAAAAAUAAAAUCCCGUUUAAACCUGAUGGGGUUUAUAUUGAAGAAGUCCUAAAUAAGUGGAAAGGAGACUAUGAAAAAUUGGAACAUAACCACACUUACAUACAGUGGCUUUUCCCACUGAGGGAACAAGGUCUGAACUUCUAUGCUAAGGAAUUAACUACAUAUGAAAUUGAGGAAUUCAAGAAAACGAAAGAAGCAAUUAGAAGAUUCCUUUUGGCUUACAAAAUGAUGUUGGAAUUUUUUGGUAUAAAGCUAAUUGAUAAAACUGGAAACGUAGCACGAGCUGCUAACUGGCAAGAAAGAUUUCAGCAUUUGAAUGAGUCUCAACACAACUACUUGAGAAUCACUCGAAUUCUGAAAAGUCUUGGAGAGCUUGGAUAUGAGAGUUUUAAAUCUCCCCUGGUAAAAUUUAUUCUCCAUGAAGCUCUUGUGGAAGAUACUAUUCCCAACAUUAAGCAAAGUGCUCUAGAAUAUUUUGUUUAUACUAUUAGAGACCGAAGAGAAAGGAGGAAACUCCUGAGGUUUGCUCAGCAACAUUAUACACCCUCGGAGCAUUUUAUCUGGGGACCCCCAAGAAAACAGAAGUUGGAGGGAAGCAAAAUGAAUAAGAAGCCAGCAUCUCCAAUUUCUAUUCACAAUAAUUGUAUUUCUAAGCAUAAGAAACCAAAAGAGCCUAAGAAUACAUUGGCAAGUGGAAGCUCAGCUGGUAAAACAACUGAAGAAAGAAAGGUAGAACUCACAAAAAAUGAGGAAGAAAAUGACCAGGAUGAACAAGAAAUGAACUGUGAUGCUGUUAGGCAGAACAACAGUGAAAAGAACAGUGAUACUGAUAGUGGUCAGCUUUCAAAAUCAGAAGACAUUCAUGAUGCUUCAGACAGAAAGGAGGACACUUCUCAUUCCAAAAUAGAUGAUGAAAGUCUGAACAGUGAGUGUGGAAAUCACCCAGGCACUAAUGAGAAAGAUUUAUGUGACACUGAGAAUUCCUCAAAUAACACAUCAGCAGACCUACAAGAUAACCUUGAUAAGGAUACACUUACAGGGGGGACCACCACAAAAAUCAAGGAUGAGCUCAAAUAAUGAGUCUGAGGUUAAAAAUCAUUAUGUUUCAUAUUGAAUGAGCAAAUUAUUCCUUGCUCCUUUAUUUUGGGUGAAAUUCCCAUCCAGUGUUGUAUGAAAUGUUCAUGAGACUGUGCUUGUUGCAAAUGCAUCAGAUUAGGCUUCUGUUAGGUUAAUGAAUUUUAUUUUUUUCAAGCUCACUUUAUAAGCAGUCAACCAGAUGUGGCUCUUAAAAACAAUUGUGUAUAUUCAAAUCUAAGAAAUUAUCUUUUCCAGACAGCUUGCAUAGAAAAGCUUAUCUAUUUUUUUUGCCAUUGAAUCCAUCCAGUGUUUAAAAGCAAAAAAGGUGUAACUUACUAGAAAGCCUUGGAACAUCAGAACUUUAAAGUUUCUUUUAAUAUGCUUUAAGUAUUGAUUUCCUUUUAUGAAAUGACUCGAAAUGAUUUCAAGAGCACAGGUUUUUCCAUAGUGGAUAUUUUUUAGGUAUUAUGUUCAUGUUUAACAGCAGUAUUUGCACAACAUCUUUUACCUUAGAUCAGCAUCCUUGUUGGAGACACAACAGGUAUCAAAAUGUCCUAUGCAGCUGGGUAUCACUGUACAUUGAAGAAAAGUUUAACUUACAAUGAAA
Neopsephotus bourkii (Bourke's parrot) is the source of this 3146-nucleotide messenger RNA. RefSeq names its product opioid growth factor receptor like 1 (gene OGFRL1). Gene Ontology annotation, molecular function: opioid growth factor receptor activity. NCBI's taxonomy places the organism in Eukaryota, Metazoa, Chordata, Aves, Psittaciformes, Psittacidae. The transcript is spliced from 7 exons. The record is from RefSeq and is a predicted model, not a curated record. Bases 1052 to 2539 code for a protein of 495 amino acids. Gene Ontology annotation, cellular component: membrane.